This is a messenger RNA of Chenopodium quinoa (quinoa), 2774 nucleotides long. Its product is annotated as probable lysophospholipase BODYGUARD 3. The record is from RefSeq and is a predicted model, not a curated record. The coding region runs from base 826 to 2370 and encodes 514 amino acids. Lineage: Eukaryota; Viridiplantae; Streptophyta; Magnoliopsida; Caryophyllales; Amaranthaceae. The transcript is spliced from 4 exons.
UUCUACACAUCUAGUAUACGGUAAAUCCAAGAUUGUUUUCUAUACAAAAAAAAAGAAAACUACUUCAGAUGUGUAAAAAGAAAAAAAUAAUUAUAUAUCACGUGCAUGGUACAUCCGGAUGUAAAAUAGUAGACGGAAGUGAAAUAACAUUAAAACUGAUAUAUGUUUACUAAAAAAGGAGAAUAAAAAAAAGGGAGGUGUUUAACCCUUGAAAGUGUAUAUGUGGGAAGGAGGAGGGGGGUUCAACCACCACCUACCAGAGUCUCUUGCCCAACGAACAAAUUUAAAUGAAACAAUGAAUUUUAUUCAUUUAUCUUCUUUCCUUCCCCCACCCCAUCUUACUACGUGUCCCUUACGACCCCUUUUCUUCUCUUUUUUUCUCCUCUUCUUCUUCUUCUUUCUCUCCUUCUCACACGCUCUCAUUUAACCCCAAUACUUUGUGGCUGUCUUAUUAUUAUUAUUUUUUUCUUUCAAAAAUUAUUUAUAUAUAUAUUUAUAUUUUCCCACUGUCAAAUGUAUAUUUUGUACCGUCUUUUUUGAGGGGCCAAUUAAUCUGGGUUGGCUUAUUAUUAUCUUGCUCUAAAUUCUACAUUAUUUCAACAUCAUUACUCUAUUAAAGCCUACAUUAUAUAUAUACACAUUAUUAUACUUAUUCCAGCUAAAUUAGCUCAACCACAUCAUAUAUCCUUGCACAUUUUUGUGUGUGAGUUUGUGUAUGUGUAUGUGUAUGUGUAUGUGUGUUUUAUUUUUUCCAUCAUCAAAGGUUGAGCCUAGCGAGCAAGCCGCCCCUGUGUCGUGUUGUGUCGUGUCGUGAUUGUUUUAACAAUGAGUGUAAAGAAUAAUAUGGGCAAAGCUAAAUCAGCUAUACUAGUUACAGGAAGAGCCCUUAAUGAAGGAAUAAGUUUCUUAGUGUUUAUAUUGCUAGACCUUCUAGAUUUCAUCUUAUGUUUGGUGUACAAGAUUGCAGAUUUCGUUGUCGAGGCGGAGUGGAAGCCGUGCUACUGCUGCUCCUCCUCCGCCAAACAAGCGAUGGCCGUUACGAGUACGGGCAAGACGAUCUUGGUGUCCGAAAAAGGCGAGUCCACCAAGAUCGUCCGCCUUACAUCCACCAAACUUCAACUCGAAGACGUUUCCGACACUCUUUACACUCGUCCUUCUCUAGUGUCAGAGAUCUCCAAGACUACCGUCAACGAACUCAGACGCCUUAACAAGGUUGACACUACGAAUAUCAUCACCAAACACCACCACCACCACCAACACCACACUUCCUCGCUCAUCUGCGAGAAGAUGACCACGAAAACUACCGCGAAUAAUACUAAAAAAAAUGGAUCCACCACAUUUACUGUCAACUCAACCAUUGUUGAAAUGCUUCAAGGUAAAAUCGGAGGUAUGCAAUCUUUUCCGAUUCCACGGUGGUCGGAUUGCGAUUGCUCGACUUGUUGCUCUUGGACUACCUCCUCUAAGGAUGCUCUCUUUGUACAUUCUGAUGGUGCUAAACCUGGAGAUAAGACUUCAACAGAGGAUGUGUUAUUUAUUCACGGGUUUAUAUCGUCAUCCAAAUUUUGGACGGAAACUGUUUUCCCAAAUUUUACGGCAGCAACAAAAUCUAAGUACCGGUUAUUUGCGGUGGAUUUGCUAGGGUUUGGUAGGAGUCCAAAGCCUACUGAUUCAUUGUACACUUUAAGAGAACAUGUGGAAAUGAUUGAACGUUCUGUAUUGGAAACUAACAGAGUUAAAUCCUUCCACAUUGUUGCCCAUUCUCUUGGCUGCAUUUUGGCUCUCGCCCUCGCCGUUCGCCACCCCUCCAAGAUCAAAUCGCUCACCUUGAUCGCUCCUCCGUAUUUCCCAGUGCCAAAAGGGGAGCAAGCGACACAAUACGUGCUAAGACGAGUAGCACCACGACGCGUAUGGCCACCGAUAGCAAUGGGGGCAUCCAUAGCAUGUUGGUAUGAGCAUAUUUCUCGGACAGUUUGCUUGCUCAUCUGCAAAAACCACCGAGUGUGGGAAUUUCUCACCAAACUUGUCACCAGAAAUAGGGUACGAACGUAUCUAAUGGAAGGUUUUUUCCUCCACACUCAUAAUGCUGCUUGGCACACCUUGCACAAUAUAAUCUGUGGAUCAGCCAGCAAGCUUGAUAAAUACCUUGACGUGGUUAGGGACCGGCUUAAAUGUAACGUGAACGUAUUUCACGGUAGAGACGACGAGCUUCUUCCAGUCGAGUGCAGCUACAAUGUCCAAACUAAAAUUCCUAGAGCUCAAGUUAAGGUGUUCGAUAAUAAGGAUCACAUCACCAUUGUUGUAGGACGUCAAAAGGCUUUUGCACGGGAGCUAGAAGAAAUAUGGUCUAAUUCAUCAUCUUCAAGUGCUUAAUUAAGCAAAGAUUAAGGACUACUCUUGAAGUUUGAACAGCACAUACAUAUAUAUAAGUUCCUACAAGUUUUUUCUCAACUCCUUUUCUAGUAGGAGGGGAAAGGGAGAAAUCAUCAUCAUUUAACUAUUCCACAUUUUAUAAGAAUUGCCCUUCAUUUUUAGGGUUUUCUUCCUUUUCUUCUUCUUUUUUUUUUUUUUAUUUUUUUAUUUUCCUCCCAAAAAUUAGAAAAACAAAAAAAAGAGUGCCAACUCCUAUUAAGGUAGGAGGUGUCAAAUUAAAUUAUUGCCCAUUCACAAUUUGGGUGUGCAUUGUUAAUUAAUUGCCUAGUUUUAAGCCAUAAUUAAGCUCAUUACUCAAAAUCGUAGCUUGUUUAUUUGAUAAGAGAAAAUGUGAAUCCUUAUUA